CACAAUUACAAUUAUCUGAAAGUUCAUUGAAGAAAGAAGAAAAGAUUAAAGUCAAAAAGAAAGGAGAAUUAUUAUUAAUUUUGCAACAAGUUCGAGAUCUUCAUAAUGCAACUGAUGUUGAUGAUGCGGCUGAAGAAACAACAUAA
Messenger RNA from Racocetra persica, 146 nucleotides. NCBI's taxonomy places the organism in Eukaryota, Fungi, Glomeromycota, Glomeromycetes, Diversisporales, Gigasporaceae. The record is from the annotation of a GenBank genome assembly.